Molecule: messenger RNA, 1059 nt
Organism: Patiria miniata (bat star)
Lineage: Eukaryota; Metazoa; Echinodermata; Asteroidea; Valvatida; Asterinidae
Product: sulfotransferase family cytosolic 1B member 1-like
Exons: 7
Coding region: 1-885 (294 amino acids)
Biological process (GO): sulfation
Cellular component (GO): cytoplasm
Molecular function (GO): sulfotransferase activity
Source: RefSeq, a predicted model, not a curated record
AUGACCGAGUCAAAUGUAAGGAAAUGGGAGCACGUUCUCCGCGGGCAGCCUCUACCCUACCGUGUCUUAGAUGCCAACUUGCAGGGGGUUUUAGACAUGGAGGUGCGAGAAAACGAUGUCUUCGUUGUGUCUUACCCUAAAGCAGGCACCAACUGGCUCCGAGCCAUCAUUAACUGCAUGCUAAAAUGCCCAGAGGACCAGAACAAUAUGAGUCUGCCGCUCGAAAUGAGCAUGAGCAGUGGUACGUCACAGCAGGAGAUCGAGGCAGCGCCCCCAGUGUUCAAGAUCGUGCAAUCCUGGACUUCCCCCAGGGUGAUGUUUACCCAUCUGAUGCCGCACCUUCUGCCUUCUCAUCUGAGCGAGAGAGGCGCCAAGGUUGUGUAUAUUUGUCGCAACCCCAAAGAUGUGUCAGUCUCCUACUAUUAUUUCCGGAAGACUCUGCGGUCCAAAGUGCAAGCUCCUUCACUGGACGUGUAUAUUCAACAAUUUAUGCAGGGGGAAGUUGUUUAUGGAUCCUACUUCACCCAUGUCAAGCAGUAUUGGGAGAUGAAAGACAAAAGUAAUUUACUUUUCAUCAAAUACGAGGAUCUAAAAAAGGAUGAGAAUGCUGUGAUCGGUGAAAUUGCGACUUUUCUCGGCCGUGAUCUCGACGCAGACGAGAUCGCAAAUAUCUCAAGGCAGUGUUCCGUCCCGAGCAUGCGCACGACAUUCAAGACGGCAUCACAGGCGGUGUCAGUGAUCAUGGACCAAUCAAAAGGAGAGUUCGUCAGAAAAGGUAAAGUCGGAAGUUGGAAAGAGACUUUGACGGAGGCGCAGAGCCAACGUUUCGACACGCUACUCAGCGAUCAUCUUGCUGGAACUGGCCUUACUUUUGAUUUUGAAUGACAGCAGCCUACAAGGAAGAACAUCAAGUCUUUGAACAAAAAAUAUCAUUGGUGUCAGUGUAAACAAAACAUGACAAACGACUCAGGAUCUCUGUGACAAACAAAAUGGUCAACCUUCUAACUGGGAAAAGGUUUGGCUCUUGUACCCAAACUACGUCUCGCGUGGCAUUAAAAA